Messenger RNA from Blastomyces gilchristii SLH14081, 471 nucleotides. RefSeq lists its product as uncharacterized. The transcript has 3 exons. The record is from RefSeq and is a predicted model, not a curated record. The annotation marks the transcript as partial. Lineage: Eukaryota; Fungi; Ascomycota; Eurotiomycetes; Onygenales; Ajellomycetaceae.
AAUUUUCAUAUGUUAACAGAUUCACAUUCACUAAUGAUAGUGAACUCAAUAUUGAAUUAUUGAUCAAGAACUUAAAGAAUGUAAUAAUGAAGAAAUUGUCUGUAUUAUAUAUAACAGAGUCUUUCAUAUUCUCUUCUGUCUUCUCUAUUUCUUUCUCUGCUGCUCUCUCUCAAUCUUCUAUAUCUGUCUCUGUGUCUGAUUCUUCUGCUUCUGCUAUCUCUGUCUCUGUGUCUGAUUCUCCUGCUUCUGCUACUUCUGCUCUCUCUGAUUCUGUCAUCUCUGCUUUCAUUAUCAGCUCUUCUUGUUUCAAGAAGAUGUUGUAUAGACUUAAUAAAUCACAUUUCUCAAGAAUUAUCUCUCUUUUCAACAGUAUUAAGAUUAUAAAAGAUAUCUGUGUUUUCAGAAAGAGAAAUGCAGAUAUUGUACUCUUUUACAUCUGUGAGUGUGAGACUUAUUCAUCUUAUCUGAGAU